AUGAUAGGCGACGAGCUGCUCGACCGGGGCGAGAUCCGCAAGGUGAUGCGUGAGGCAUCCGACUUGGUGACCGGCACGCUGCUCGAGGCGGCGCACGGCCUGCAGCACUACAUGCGCGUGAGCGAGGAGCACAUCCGGCAGGGCGUCGCGAUGGGCACCGCCGCCAUCGAGGAGGAGGUGCGCGCGCUGGGCGACGCCGAGGCGCUGUCGAUGCUGCAGUACAUCUUGCACGACCCGGCCUCGGAGAAGGAGUACCCCAACGGCACGCGCGACGCCGGCCGCAGCGGCGAGCGGCUCGCCGACUUCGUCGCGCACGCCGACGCGCAAAAGGCGAUGCUCGACGAGCCGCACGCGAUGCUCGACGAGCCGCACGUCGUCGCAUUGCGGCUGUACACGACGGCGGCGUACCGGCACAUCAACGGCCCGCUCCGCAAGCCGGAAGGUCCGCACCCGCUGGCGCGCACCACUUGGUUCAUCUCGGAGGCCGUGCGCAAGCUGCGCGCGGUGCACGCCGACUCGACGACGGCGACCGAGACCGAGGACCUCUGGAGGGGCAUGCGCAACAUGCAGCUCUCGAGCGACUUCAUCGACAACCGCACCGGCGGCACCGAGCUCGCGCCCAUGUCCGCGACCACCGACAUGACCGUCGCGGCGCGCUACGGCGCCUCGUCGGGCACGCUGCUCUUCAAGAUCCGCGUCGACAACUCGCUCGUGCGCGGCGCGUCGCUGCAGUGGGUCUCCGCCUUCCCGCGCGAGGCGGAGGUGCUCUUCCCGCCGCUGACGUACGUCCAGCCCACCGACAAGCGGCAGACGCUGCUGGUGGGCGCGUGCAACUUCACUGUCAUAGAGGUGGUGCCCAACCUGUCGUCGUGA
Messenger RNA from Emiliania huxleyi CCMP1516, 873 nucleotides. RefSeq lists its product as hypothetical. Lineage: Eukaryota; Haptophyta; Isochrysidales; Noelaerhabdaceae. The transcript has 5 exons. Bases 1 to 873 code for a protein of 290 amino acids. Gene Ontology annotation, molecular function: NAD+-protein-arginine ADP-ribosyltransferase activity. The record is from RefSeq and is a predicted model, not a curated record.